This is a messenger RNA of Cavia porcellus (domestic guinea pig), 7466 nucleotides long. RefSeq names its product leucine rich repeats and guanylate kinase domain containing (gene Lrguk). The record is from RefSeq and is a predicted model, not a curated record. NCBI's taxonomy places the organism in Eukaryota, Metazoa, Chordata, Mammalia, Rodentia, Caviidae. The transcript is spliced from 16 exons. The coding region runs from base 9 to 4007 and encodes 1332 amino acids. Gene Ontology annotation, molecular function: protein binding; GMP kinase activity. Gene Ontology annotation, cellular component: cytosol.
UAAACAAGAUGGCGGCACCCUGGCGAGAUCCCCGGGGAAUAAGAUCGCCCUCUCUCCUGAGACGCUUGGGCACUUUAUCAGCUGGAGGCCCAUCGACAUGGUUGAAUUCAGAAAAAAGGCACCAGUCUGGUUGGUCUCUUUUUUCCUCUGGACAGAGGGCGAAAAGUACUUUGAACAGAGGCUCCUCCCACUUGCUCCAGCAACUCAUUCGCCGCUCUCAGGACGAGGAACAGGGAGAAGGGGAAUCCGAGGAGUCCUCAAAAUCCGAAAUGCUGAAUUUGGAGGAAGAAUUUGAUGGGGUCCUGACAGAGCAGGCUGUGGCCAAGGCCUUGCAUGAAUUGGGGCGCUCAGGCUCUGGGACUGAACAGGUCUACCUCAACCUAACUUUGUCAGAUUGUGACUUAACCAACAUUAGCAUUUUGAGUGGAUAUGUUCACCUGCAGAAGUUGGAUCUUUCAGUGAAUAAAAUUGAAGAUUUGUCUUGUGUGAGUUACAUGCCUUAUCUUCUAGAACUUAACGCUUCUCAAAAUAAACUGACUACAUUCUUCAACUUCAAGCCACCCAAAAAUCUCAAGAAGGUGGAUUUUUCCUACAACCAAAUCUCUGAAAUGUCUGAUUUGUCAGCAUACCGUGCUCUCACUCAACUAAUUUUGGACAACAAUGAAAUAGAAGAAAUCAGUGGACUUGAGAUGUGCCACAGUCUAAUUCACCUUAGUUUGGCCAACAACAAGAUCACAACUAUUAAGGGAUUAAACAUGUUACCAAUCAAAAUACUUUGUCUGAGCAAUAACCAGAUUCAGAAGGUCAUAGGUUUGGAAGAUCUGAAAGUACUGCAGAACUUGGAUUUGUCCCACAAUCAAAUAAGUAGCCUCCAAGGCUUGGAGCAUCAUAACCUCCUGGAAGAAAUCAACCUAGAGGAUAACAAGAUUGCUGAACUGGAUGAAAUAAAAUACAUUGAAAAUCUUCCAAUCCUUCGAAUUCUCAAUCUUCGAAGAAAUCCCAUUCAGGAGAAAUCUGAAUACUGGCUCUUUGUAAUAUUUAUGCUACUGCGAUUAACAGAAUUAGAUAAGAAGAAAAUUAAAGUGGAAGAAAAGGUCGCAGCAGUGAAUAAGUAUGACCCUCCUCCUGAAAUGGUCGCAGCCCAGGAUCACCUGACCCAUGUUGUCAACAGUGUGAUGCAGCCUCAGAGGAUCUUUGACAGCACCCUUCCCAGUUUGGACGCCCCUUAUCCCAUGCUGAUACUAGCGGGGCCUCAAGCUUGUGGGAAACGAGAACUUGCUCACCGCCUCUGCAGACAGUUUAAUACUUACUUCAGAUAUGGGGCCUGUCACACUACAAGGCCACCAUACUUUGGAGAAGGGGAUCGAGUUGAUUAUCAUUUUAUCUCUCAAGAAGUUUUUGAUGAAAUGCUCAACAUGGGGAAAUUCAUUCUAACAUUUAAUUAUGGCAAUUACAGUUAUGGAUUAAAUAGGGACACCGUGGAAGGUAUCGCAAGAGAUGGGUUAGCAAGCUGUAUCCAUAUGGAAAUAGAAGGUGUAAGAAGUUUGAAAUAUUCCUAUUUUGAACCUCGAUAUAUCUUGGUGCUACCCAUGAAUAAGAAAACAUAUGAGGGAUACUUGCGGAGAAAAGGAUUAUUCAGUCGUGCAGAAAUUGAACUUGCUGUCUCCAGAGUGGACCUUUAUAUUAAAAUUAAUCAGAAAUUUCCAGGUUACUUUGAUGCAGUAAUCAAUGCAGACGAUCUGGAUGUUGCCUACCAAAAGCUGAGUCAGCUCAUUAGGGAGUACCUGGGAUUGGCUGAAGAACCUGCCAAGGGCCUGGCUCCAACUGCAGCAGGAGCCCCCUCUAGCAAGAAGACUGUCUCUGGGGUACCAGCACACCUGGUUCCCUCCCCUAGACGCCUGGCAAAACUGCAAGAAGAUGGCCAGAUAACAGAGCAUCUCUCUGGGCAGGUUCAUGUAAAGGUCCCAGAAAAUCAGAACCCAGCUCCCUCCCAGAACGAAGAGCUGGCCCAGGAGGAAGAAACCCAGAAGAAAGAGCUGAUUCCCAGUAGCCUCGUCUCCUCAGAGCAGGCCCAGCAGCUGAGCUCACCAGCACUUGGCAUUCCUCAGCAGACCCAGGAUGUGUCCCCACAGCCGAUGGAAGAGGGUGCUCAACAGUCAGGUCUUUCUCCAAAAAUAACAACCACUGAGACAGAUGUCUCUGAAAGCGAGGCCCAGCCUUUGGAGGGGGAAGCAGAUGAAGGAGAGCAGGCCUCCAUCACGGUUUCCCACAUCCUGCCUCAACACCCUGACCCUCCUCCACCCCACAAGCCUCCUUCAGACCAGGAUGAGGAAUCAGGAGAGGCCAGGGUAGCUCCUAGCAGUCCUCCCCUGUCUGAACCUGCACAGGACCCAGCUUCUCUCAACCCUCAGAAAGUCCAGGAUGCAGAGACUGAGUCCUCCACUGCCCCGCCCAGCAGUUCCCACCAGGAUCCUCCAGAAGAUCCUUCCCACUCGGACUCAGUGAAGGAGCUUGGUGGAGGCUCUCAGUCACUUCUGAAGGAGGAAACCCCCAAGACAGGAGCAGCCCGUGUCAGUACUCCUUUCCCUGAACUGCUGCCUCCCCAAGACUCAUUCACUAGUGCGAAACAGCACCAGGAUGGGGAACAUUCAGCGGCUUUGCUCACCAGAAGCCGCCUGGCUCCUACCAGGCUGCCACAACCUCAGACCCUCGCACCCCUGCAGAGCAGGAGGCCUACCCCCAAGCUCCUCUCACCCAGCAGGGAAGAAUCUUCCAGAACAAGCUCUGAUCAAACCAUGACUUCUCCCAGGCCUCUCCCCACUCAGGAAGCAGACCCUGGUAAACUUCCUGCCAUCAGUCCUCCCCAAUCCAAACUGCCCUCAAAUCUAAGCCCCCAUGCUGCCCACACUGCUCAGCAAGUCCAGGAAGAGAAAGUCAGUGAGGUGAAACUCCCUCUUAUCAGUCCCCCUGUCCAGGACCAAGGACCACAGCACGUGCCCAACACAUCCCAGGAGGAGGCUUCAACUGUCAGGCUCCCUCAGAUUCCUACUCCCUUCGCAGAACCACAGCCACCUGGGACCAAGGAGGCUUAUCCUGAUCCGAAGCCUGCAAAGGAAAGGAAAGCUUCCAAAGCAGGCCAUCCUUCUGGCAAGAAGAUCCCAGAUAUGCAGGCUUCACCCCAAAGCCAAAAACCCUUGCAGCUUGAGGGAGCUAAGAAAAAAAAACUCCCUCUCCAAAGAGAGGCAGCUACAGGAUCAGCACAUCUGAGAAAGGCACCAUCUGGAGGCCCACAGAUGACCUUGCAGCUGGAGUCCCCUAGCAAGCCAGCUCCCACAAAGGUGCCUACUCAUCCUGAUCCCAGCCCUUCUCCAGGUCCCCAAGGGAACCAAAGGCAACAAGUCCCCCUGGCAGGAAUUUCUGAGCUACCCCACACUGACUCACAACCCAAAGACCCCCAAGCACAGAAAGACAAAAGGGAAAAAAUGCAUCAUUCCAGAAAAAAAGCCCAGACUAACCUGUCCCCAAAUGAAUUCAAAAAAGGACAAUCUUUCAAAAGAGAGGUUUCUCAAGGAUCAUCUAAAGAAGAUGAAACUGCCCUCAGUGGUGAUCAGCCAAUUCAAGAGAGUCAACCUGUACAAAAGAGGCCCCUACAAAGUGAAAAAGACUCUACAGAGUCAAUACAGGGCCACCCUGUUGCUGUGGUGCAUCCAGUGAGUAGAGACCAGCUCCACAAAAGGGAAAGGUCUCAGAAGAGAGAAACUGUGUCAGAACCGCCUGAGAAAAAGAGCGCAUCCCAUAAAGGCAGUGGUCAGAUUAGAGAGCGCUCUGUCCAAAGGGAUAGUGUACCAACAUCCAAGCCACAAACCAAAGACAAAAGAACCCGAAGAAAUGGGGGCAUUGCACAAGACAGAAGCACUGCUGCUCCCCAGGGUCAGGUGUCUGCCAAGGAACAAGGCAGCUGGCCUGGACGGCUGCGAGCCCGGGGCAGUCAGAGCACCGCAGUGUGAGCCCUCCCUGGAGCCACUAGGUGGCUUUUACCACACAGGUGAAAAACUAUGAUGAUACUACUCUGAAUCACACAUUGGCUUUCUUCUGCAAGCACAGGUCACCUCAGUGAGAGGAACCAACUCAGUAUAGCACCCAGCAGGGACAAAUCUUGCCCUUCCAUGCCUGUUGCACAGCUCACCAUUGCAGCAGGAGGAGCAGCUCUUGCAAAGGGAGGCAACAGUCGUGGGAGACAGUGAGGUCAGUUGCUGCCAACCAACAGCCCGGUCCUGAAGGCUAAUAUCAGCAAGGAGCCUUAGUGUCCAGACAUUAAACAAACAGCAGCUCCAGCUCUGACUGGAACAGGGCCAAAUUGCCACUAUGUUUUACAGUAGGAAAAUUCACUUCUAGAUUAGAAAACGUUCUCAUGCCUCUUGCAUUCUGGAGAGGUCCAGAACAAAAAGAACUGUGGAAAAGUUCUGUUUCUGGAGAUACCCAAUUACAGUUAAUUUAACUUCCAUGGGGAAAAGAUUACAUUUUGCAUGCAUGACACUGAUCAAACACUUCUGAAUGGUGUUGGCAUAUGUUACCUGGAAUUUACUUUUGUCUGAAAAGUAUUUCAGAAUGAAUACCUUCCUUCUCUCUUGGAACAGGAAUCUCAUGUAAAUUAGCCCAUGCCUUCAUUAUGCAACCAUCUGGUUGAAUCAGUUGGAAGAAUUAAUGGGAGGAAAAUCCAGGUAAAUCAGUUUUUCAUUAAUCUAUUCAUGAAUAUUCUGUUCUGUUGCUGGCAAAUGACAGGAGCUCAACUGGGGACAGCUUGUGUAAAUCUAUUCACAUAACCAAACCUUGGGGAGGGCAAGGAUGCAGCAGAUUCUUAGAGAGGUAGAGGACCAGUUAUUAAACAUCACCAGGAUUCUUACAUUUGCAGGACUCUUGUCAUCUUUCAGACUCUUGUCUAGGGUUUGCAUCAUUUCUCAUCUGUGAUUUUUCCCCCUAUGUUGGCUUCAUUCUUUGGACUACAAAUGAUCGUGUGUGUUUCUAUAUAUGGUAGAGAAUAUGGCCACCAACAGGUCGCAUGUUUACCUCUGGAUUUACUCCUGCAAAUUCUCACUAGUAUAACCAUCUACUUGGAAUGUUCCUUGGUCCUAAGAUUUACAAACAAACAAAGGAAAAACUGACUAGCCUUGCUUGGAUCAGGCCUUCAUUUGUAAACCAGUCUACUGUGGCCAGGACAAGGUUACCGCUAUAUAUAGUCCAUUGGAUCUGCUCCUGUGAAUGGAUACUACAUUCCAGAGAAGAAAAUAAUUGUGAACAAAACAAUCCAGGAUUCAGCUCUUCAGAAGCUUUGUCUACUGAGCAUUUUCUGUGUAUACAGGCAACACGCUAAGCUGUAUUUGGCGUACUGUAUUUUAAAAAUGUAACAUAACGGGAUGACUGUAGGGGUGCAUGUUGUCUUAUGUAAAGGAUGUAUAUCUAUGAAAAACUAUGAAUAUCAAACAUUUCAAUUUCUGUAGAGAAAAUUGAUAUUUAACAAUAUCUAGGACAUAUAAAUCUUCUUAUAAAAUAAGAAUUUCUUUUAACUAUGUAUGUUGGUAAUUGUCUUCUGAUCUGUUUUGUCAAAAAUAAAAAUUAGAGGAUGAUUUUAAAAUGCAUACCAUAAUCAUGUUUAUUAGGUCACUAAUCCAGUAAGCAUUUACUGAGUAUUUCCUAUGUGCCAUUCUAUAAAGUUAUUAGAUACAGUGAAAUGAUCAGAACCCUUCAAGGCAAAAAAAGAAGUUCAUUUUACUGCCAUGUAAUUAAGGCAACUGGAGAUCCCACAGCAUAGUAAGCAAAUAUUUGGCAUUCCAUGGACAAUAAAACUCACUUUUCCAAACUUUUAAGGGGAACAAGGAAGGAAGCUGAAUUCAGCCUUAUCUCAGUGAACACAUUCAGCAGAAGGUCAUCUUUGUUCAGCUGAGUCAUCUUAAGGUUGUAGAAUUGGCAGACUGAUGGGGAAGGGAACGUUUUCUUAGAAGGAGCAGCAUGUGCCUAAGUAAACACAGAGUUACAAGUAGCUAUCAUGUUCUGAGCAUCUAAAUACCAGGAGGGCCUUUUGUGCCAUGCUCUGUAGAUCCAAAGGACCUUUUGUGCCAUGCUGAGGAGGUUGGAAACUUGUUCUUGUAAUAACAUGGAAUCCCUGAAUAACCCGAUUAAAUUUGUACCUUAAUGGCAUCUUUCUGGAGGUGCAGUAACGGAAGAAGAUUAAGGAGGGCAGCUGGAGGCCAUAUGAAGGCUGGCACGCUAUGGCAGUCAUCUAUAGGGUUCUGAAGGCAGUGGCUGCAGGAAGGAGGAUCCUAGAUUGGGUGUGGCUAGUUUGGGUAUUGUGGAGAGUGGAAUACAGCUGCCAGUGUCUCAUUCAGAUGAACUUUAGAAACUUGUGCUCUUUGGCAUGUGGUUUUUGAGGCUUUCAGACUGAGGUUUUUAAUAGUAUUUGGGAAGCACUAAACACAUUUUUCAUCUGACUCAGUGGAAACUCAAAUCUCCCUCCCCUUUUUCUCUGGAAAUCCUAAGGCUAAUAGUUUUUUUGCUUGUGUCUUUGAUAAUAUAGCUUGUUGCUAAAUUCAGUGCAGCUGGACAACAUUUUGUUUGUGGUCCAAGGAAAAAAUGUAAAAGAUUGUUAACUUGCUUCUAGUGAGAAGAUUUUACUGAUGUUAUUGAUUGAUGUAAGGGAAAUCUCUAAUCUGCAGGGUAGAAGAUAAAUAUUUUAAAAUGCUCAUUUACAUUGACAAGCAAAGUUCCUAUCCUUUUCUCUUGAUAUGUUUCUCAACAAAAUGAUUUUUAGAGGGAAAAAGCAUUGUGGAUUUUAAAGCUACAAUAUCAAAAAUACUGUCUUCAGCUUCUGAGAGAAGUCUGGUACCUAGAAUUUAACCUUGCUAUGUUAAAAUGGAGUAGACUUUUUUGAAAAUCAAGUUGUCAAAGUGGAGAACAAGUUAAUGUCUAUGUUAGUGAGUUUUCUGUGUCAUCCAUGGAAAGUAAAUUAGCAGACCUUUUGAACAGUUUUCCAGUAUAUGUCAAAGACUAAAAACUGUGUAUUUUUAAUCUAAUAGUUUAAAACCAGGAAUUAUCAUGAGGAAAUCAUUAUGUGCAAGGAUAUACAUAUCAAAUUUUUAUAUAAAAAUCUCAAAAUAACCUAGUCAACUAAUGGAUUUUUAAAAAUAAGUUAAGGUACAGCCUUGUGCUAGAGUGCUGGGUAGUCAUUAUAACUAUGUUGUAGAAUAUUCUCUUAGAGGAAAACAUUCAUGACAUAGUAAAGAGAAAGCAGGUUAAGGAGAUAUGGCCAGUAGCUAUGGGUUGUUAGAUUAGGGGUGAUUUUUAUUUUCUCAUUCAUACUUUAUAGGACUUUCUAUAAUAAAUCUGUGUUUAUUCAAAGAAAGUAAAUAGAAUUAAAUUGACACACACUUUGAAGAGCAAGCAUAUGAAAGCAGCAGCCUUAUUGUUCGUUU